AUGCGGGUUAAGUCGUGUCCAGGAAAGUGCAGUAAGGUAAUACUCCUGCUGGUGAAUAUUGUGAUAUUUCUAGUUGGAGGAGGGCUGCUGGGUCUGGGGAUUUACUAUCAUCUAGAUGGUGGACUCUACGAUAAUGUGUUCAAACUCUAUGACGUCAUCACAGUACCUGUUGUUAUGAUGUUUUUAGGUUCUCUUUUCAUCACAAUCUCCUUCUUUGCUAUAGUCGGUGCUCUUUGUGAGGUAGUGAUCAUGCUGAAGAUAUACAUGAGUAUUGUAGCGAUAGUUUUAGUGUUUGAAGUGAUACUGAUGGCGGUAUGUGUCGCUAUGCGAGGAGCAGUAGAAAAGAAAGCUGUACUAGUUAUACAUAAUCUCAUGGGUCAUUAUGGGGACAAGGACUCAGACGAUCUCAGUAUCAUCACUAAAACCAUCGACGAAACCCAAGUGUGGCUAUCCUGCUGUGGACUGGGUGGAGCUGCUGACUGGGGUAACGCUACUCUCGCUGCAUACUGGGCAGGCAAAUACCACACAGACGCCUCCAACAUCUUCCCCCUUCCUGCAUCCUGCUGUACUGACCGCAAAGCGGACUCCUGUCAAUAUGACUCCUCUGACGAACAAACUGUUCAUUUUACUCUAGGCUGUACUGAAGCUUUUGAUACAUUUGUGGAGGACAAUGUCACGUAUAUCACAGUGGGAGGGAUUGUUAUGAUUGUGCUGCAAGUGUUUAUACUGAUAAGUGCGCUGAAGAUAAGAUUCGAGUUGAGCAGCAAGUAUGAUUGUGAUGAUUACGUUGGCGGUAAUGAUAUGGAGAUAACGAGCCUGUGAAAUAUUAGCUGAUUAGUUAGCUCAGCUAAUUGGAUAGUUAGCUCAUUAACUAGUUAUGAACUAAUUAGUUUUUUAAUUUGUACGAGUGAUGUACGAUCUUGAACUCUUGAAGUGGUGAUGAUGUCAAGAAACAUAAGACUGUGAAAAUCAGAUCUCACAUGGAAUACUCUCAGAUUGGUGACGUCAUGGGCUAAUGAAUGCCACUUAUUUUGAUCACUAAUGGAUUGAUCGACUCGUGCUCUAAUAAUAAGAAAUGUAUAAUGAAGAACUCAAAGACUGAUUAUUUUCACUCCUGGUUGAAAAGUAUGCUGAUUUAAUUGAACUUUAAUAUUAAAUGAUUGUUAGUUGUAAAUAUCUAUUCAAAUUUCGUUAUUU
Messenger RNA from Bolinopsis microptera, 1197 nucleotides. RefSeq names its product tetraspanin-5-like. The transcript is spliced from 5 exons. Gene Ontology annotation, cellular component: plasma membrane. Lineage: Eukaryota; Metazoa; Ctenophora; Tentaculata; Lobata; Bolinopsidae. The coding region runs from base 1 to 822 and encodes 273 amino acids. The record is from RefSeq and is a predicted model, not a curated record.